CACUGUUAGCGACGAAUCUCAAUUUAAGCAGCUAGAAGGCGUAAUAAAAAAGUGAAGUAAUCAAGAUGGUUAACCUGAUUUUAUAUGGAACUGAGGUUAGUCCACCGGUUCGAGCCGUUCUGCUGACUCUACGCGCCCUCCAGCUGGAGCAUGAGUACCGCCCCCUGGACAUGCGAGCUGGGGAUCAUCUGAAGCCGGAAAUGUUGCGCAAGAAUCCGCAGCACACGGUGCCAAUGCUGGAGGAUGGUGACUCGUGCAUUUGGGACUCGCAUGCCAUCAUCGGCUAUCUGGUGAACAAGUACGCCCAGUCGGACGAGCUGUAUCCCAAGGAUCCGUUUCAGCGGGCCAUUGUGGAUCAGCGGCUGCAUUUCGAGACCGGUGUCCUCUUCCACGGCAUUUUCAAGCAGCUGCAGAGGGCUCUCUUCAAGGAGAACGCCACCGAGGUGCCCAAGGAUCGAUUGGCUGAGCUGCGGGAUGCCUACGCAUUGCUGGAGCAGUUUCUGGCCGAGAAUCCCUAUUUGGCCGGUCCUCAAUUGACCAUCGCCGACUUUAGCAUUGUGGCCACGGUGAGCACCCUGCAUCUGAGCUACUGCCCCGUGGAUGGUGGCAAAUACCCCAAGUUAGCCGCUUGGUUGGCACGCCUUUCUGCGUUGCCCUUCUAUGAGGAGGACAACUUGAGAGGAGCCCGCCUUCUGGCCGACAAGAUCCGGGCCAAGCUGCCCAAACAGUUUGACAAACUGUGGCAAAAGGCCUUCGAGGACAUCAAGAGCGGAGCAGGAAAACAGUGAUU
Molecule: messenger RNA, 790 nt
Organism: Drosophila takahashii
Lineage: Eukaryota; Metazoa; Arthropoda; Insecta; Diptera; Drosophilidae
Gene: GstE10
Product: Glutathione S transferase E10
Biological process (GO): glutathione metabolic process
Molecular function (GO): glutathione transferase activity
Source: RefSeq, a predicted model, not a curated record